AUGUCGUGGCGGGCGCGUUUCACGCCGUGUGUGGCGUCGCUCACAGUGUGGCUGAAUCCGAAGGACCCGAACUGCUUUGGCGUGCGCAACUGGUGGCGCAACAACCUUCCGGAGCUGCAGCUGCUCAACCCCUUCUGCACCUUCACCAUCCAGGAGCUCUCCUUCGGCGAGCCGCACAUGUACAUCAACUACACCCCCACCGACCAGCGCAUGAUCCGGCUCGCAGGCGCCACGGAGGAGGAGUGCGAGGACAUCAUGGAGGCCUGCAUUACGUACGGCAUGAACCACGCCGUGAUUGAGCGCCCCCGCACCGACGAUGGCGGUGACUUAGUGAACCAGCCCGCCAUCACCUCCUUCGGCUACACGGAGAGUUUUCUCUCCAAACUAGAAGUCUCACCACCAGCGGAAAUAGGCCAGCGGACGCCGGAGGGCGUGGACGACCCCGGCCAGAAACCGCGCAUGUACCCUCGCAACGUCGGCUGCAAAAUUAUGCCGUGA
This is a messenger RNA of Trypanosoma conorhini, 498 nucleotides long. Its product is annotated as putative NADH dehydrogenase subunit NI8M. NCBI's taxonomy places the organism in Eukaryota, Euglenozoa, Kinetoplastea, Trypanosomatida, Trypanosomatidae. The transcript has a single exon. The record is from RefSeq and is a predicted model, not a curated record. The coding region runs from base 1 to 498 and encodes 165 amino acids.